AUGUCACCUCACAAAGUGGACGAUGUGUGUGAAGCGCCGUACAAAAUUGAAAGGCAACUCCUAUUCGCCCCGCGAAAUUUGCGGAUUGUCUGCAUCGGAGCAGGCGCCUCCGGUAUGUAUAUGGCGAUUAGACAAGAACAACUGCUGGAAAAUGUCGAGUUCCAAAUCUACGAGAAGAAUCCAGAUGUGGCGGGAACGUGGUUCGAGAACAAAUACCCCGGCGCCGCAUGCGACGUACCAGCUCACAUCUACACCUUCUCUUUUGCUCCAAAGACAGACUGGUCUCAUUACUAUGCUGAAUCCGACGAGAUCCAAGAAUACUUCUCAGGCGUCGCCGACAAGUACCGAGUGCGACGGUUCAUCAAAUUCGGUCACCUGCUUGUUUCUGCGGAGUGGAACGAAGGUGAUGCCAAGUAUGAGCUUCAAAUAAAGACCCCCGAUGGAUCGGUUCUCCGUGAUAGCUGCGACAUUUUGGUCAACGCUUGCGGGAUUCUGAACGCGUGGAAAUGGCCAGCAAUCCCUGGUCUUCAAGACUUCAAAGGAAAACUAUUGCAUUCAGCCCAUUUCGACCGACCCUGGACUCCCGAAGGUCGAAACGUCGCCUUGAUAGGCACGGGCUCUUCGGCCAUCCAGAUCCUUCCAAAAAUCCAGCCCAAGGCAAAACACAUAGACACCUAUGCGCGAUCACCUACGUGGAUUGCAAUGCCUUUUGCCGGUAUCAAGUCGAGACAGCCACAAGGCAAUCCACCGUAUUCGGAUGUGGAGAAGGAGCAUUUCAGGAACGACCCAGCGUAUCAUUUGCAAUACAGGUGCGAUCUCGAAUCGGAGUUUAACCACUAUUAUGAGAUGUUUGUCGACAGCUGCGAUCUGCAACUAUCGACUGUUAGAGAUUUGACUGCAAGAAUGGAGGCAUCUUUGGCCAAGAAGCCGGAGCUUAUACCUCUCCUCAUCCCAAAGUUUGGCGUUGGAUGCCGCAGACUGACCCCAGGUGUGGGAUAUCUGGAAGCAAUGUGUGAGAGUAAUGUCGAGGUAGUGACGCAGGAAAUCACGCGCGUGACCGCCGGCGGGAUCGUGUCGGCGGAUGGCACAGAGAGGAAAGUCGACACUAUUAUCUGCGCCACAGGGUUCGACGUCAGCUUCGCGCCUCGCUUCAAGUUGACGGGAAGGAACGGCUUCAAGUGUGACGAAAAGUUUGGAGCUGAUCCCAAGGGCUACUUGUCACUGGCCAUCCGGGACCUUCCCAACUAUUUCAUUUUCAACGGUCCACAGGCCUGUGCGGCAAACGGUUCAUUCCUCCCCGUCCUGGAAGCCACCGCAGAUUACAUUUUGAAGUGUGUGCAGAAGAUGCAGACUCAACGGAUCCGCACGAUGAACCCCAAGCAGGAGGCGAUUGACGACCUUGUCGAACACGUCGACACUCUGAUGCCAGAGACGGUCUGGGUCCACCCGUGCCGGAGUUGGUACAAAAACAACACGGUCGAUGGCCGAGUCACGGCGGUGUGGCCAGGGAGCACGCUGCACUUCCUCUCGGUCAUCAAGGAGCCGCGCUGGGAAGAUUUUGACUAUGAAUAUCUCGGCGGGAAGAACCGCUUUUCGUACUUUGGGAUCGGACAGACCAAGACGGAAGCCGAAGGAGGGGAAAGAGCCGCACAUCUUCGGACGAGAGUCCAUCUGUUCGACGAGUGGUGGCCAGAGCAUGAGAAGAACUUGAUAGGAGCAGACGCGUCAAGUUAG
This is a messenger RNA of Cladophialophora immunda, 1734 nucleotides long. RefSeq lists its product as uncharacterized. Gene Ontology annotation, molecular function: flavin adenine dinucleotide binding; NADP binding; N,N-dimethylaniline monooxygenase activity. The transcript has 9 exons. Lineage: Eukaryota; Fungi; Ascomycota; Eurotiomycetes; Chaetothyriales; Herpotrichiellaceae. The record is from RefSeq and is a predicted model, not a curated record. Bases 1 to 1734 code for a protein of 577 amino acids.